AUGGUAUUUGGUGGACUGGUGUUAGUGGAGGCAAGGACGGACAUGUUUGAAUUCAUAUAUUUACACCUGUUGGACCAAGAUUCGCUCGUGUACCUGGUGAAGAAAGCAGGGCGAGUGCAGCCUUGGAGAAACAUGUAUUUGGUAUUCCAAGUAGACGUUUGGUUAACGUUAUUCCUCAUAUUUCUAUUGUAUUUUCUGCUAUUCGUUUUAUUUUUUCGCCCUAAGGAUAAAUCUUGGGUUGUUCUGAAGAUGCUAUCAUUCAUGUUUAGUAGCGGCACAGGUAUUCGGGGCAGCUUUUUCAAGAGAUCCAUAUUCAUAGCGUGGGUUUGGUGUUCUUACUUCUUCAGUAGCUACUAUCAAUCCACCUUCUCGAGUGUCACGACCCACCCAUUAAUGGAACACCAAAUCGCUACCGUGGAGGACCUGGAAAGAUAUAAUCUGAAGUCUUGUGUGAGUGAAACCAUAUUAGACUACAUAGAGGCAACGUUACAUGAUAAACAGCGGUUUGAAACACGUGAACAGUGUAAGUUAUAUUUAGACAGCAUACAAUUUGUCAGUCAGUCGGAGCACGAAUAUUUUACGGUUGUGCAUUUUCAUAAAUACCAAUAUUAUAAAUUAGACUAUUACAACGAAUACGGAGAGGAAACGAUGUACAAAUUAGACAAACCAAUUUACAGUUCCCUGAACUGCAUUUACUUCUACAAAGGUUUCCCAUUUAUCGACAAACUUCAAAUGCACGCGUUGCGAGUGAGAGAAAAUGGUAUGAUCAACGCUCACAUGUCACGACUGUAUAGGGAGUUCCAAAUACAUUAUAAGUUUAAAACCAAGGAUAGCAAGGAGCUAGAAGUUCUAGUGCCGUGGCAUUUAUUAGGAUUAGGAUCUUGCCUGUCGACUCUAGUAUUUGUGGGGGAGAUUUUAAUUAAGAAAUUUAACGAUAACAACAAGUCUAAGUAA
Danaus chrysippus (African queen) is the source of this 954-nucleotide messenger RNA. Lineage: Eukaryota; Metazoa; Arthropoda; Insecta; Lepidoptera; Nymphalidae. The record is from the annotation of a GenBank genome assembly.